AAAAUUGAUUAUUUUGGAGGCGCUGUGAUUCGUGAAAUUGACGAUUUUCGUUUGAUGGAGGGUGGGAGCUACGUUGAAGAAAUAAGAGAAACUUAUUAUUUUUAUGAAUAAAUCAAGAAGAAUGUAAUGAAAUGAUUUUAAUAAAAAUGGAAGAUAUUUCAGUUACUUAAAAAUGAAAGCAUCGCCGCCACAAAUAAUCAAGGAAGCAGAAAGUUUGAAAUCAGCAUUAUCAGGAGAAUCUCAGUCAAGUAAUACAGCUUGGCACAGACGACAGGAAUUAUGCCAACUUUUAGAAUUAGUUUUGUUAACUGAUCUGGAUUAUGCUUUGGAUAAGAAAGUUGAACAAGAUCUUUGGAAUUAUGCUUUCAGAAAUCCAAUUUCAGCAUUUCAAACAAAAGCCAAAGAACAGAAGAAAAAUAUAUAUAAUUUUAACAAUGUAGAGUAUUUUGUACUAAUUUGAUAUAAAUAAUUUUUUUAAUAGUUACUUCAAAAACUCUGUUGUGCAUAUGAUAUUGAACUUCCGUGCCAUCCUAAAGAUUCAACAUUUGGACUUAGAGAAGAAUGGAAAAAAAAGCAACCAGUCUUAUCAAAUCCUAGAAAGUCUUCAAUUCUUUACAUCUGUCAGCAUUGCUUGGUGCAUCUUGGAGAUAUUGCACGAUAUCGAGGACAGUCUUUACAAGCAGAGACGUUUUAUCGGCAUGCGGUAGAACUUGUACCAAGUAAUGGCCAACCGUACAAUCAAUUAGCUAUUUUAGAAGCUGCCAGUGGAGAAAAGUUAUCUACUGUAUUCUUUUAUGUAAGAAGUCUAGCUGUUCAACAUCCUUUCCCUGCAGCAGCCACAAAUUUACAGAAAUUAUUCUCUAAAAUGCUUUCUGAUGGAAAUUCAUUUGAAGGAAAAGCAAGAAUGUCUGCUUUUGAGUAUAUUACAGGAUUUCUCCAUUUUCAUGCUGCAGUACAUUUAGGCUCUGAUCUAAGAAAAGCAGAGAGAAUGUUAUGUCAUUUGAUGUCAUCCCUUCCAGCUCUUAUUAUUGCUGAGAAAAUGGAAACUUGGCAAUUAAUACAAAUGGCUGCUAUUUGUAUGUUUGCUGUAGAGCAUGCUUUAGGUAAUUUAGAAUGGGAAAGAGGUAAACAAGAAAAUGAAUUAAUAAGUGGAGAUGAACAAAAAUCAGCUUCUUUAGUUAUGGAACUAUUAGCAAGUAUGGUUCAUUCAUUUCUCUUACCAAUUCAUGCAUCACUGGAUCCCAAAGAAACUUCAGAAUAUUAUUGUGUUCCAGCUGUUAAAGUUGUUAUUGAUUGGUUUCUUCAAGAUCCAAAACUGUUACAACAGGAAGGUUUUGUUAGAAGACCACAGAUUUGGCAUGGAUUCUGUAAAUUAUUGAAUGACUUGGAAAUUGCUGUGCCUGUUGCAUUCAAUCCAAAAAAAUAUGAAGAUAUACCUUUACCAGAAGAUUGGGACCUACAGUGUUUUUUGCCAAUGAAAAAAGCUCAUAAGAAUUUGAAAUUUCCAUCUCAAGCUGACUUUCCAGUAGGAAAAGAAAGUGAUUGGUUAAGAGCUGUUCGCUUAUGUGAAAGUGGUGAAUGGUUAGCUGAAAAUGGAAUUGGAAGCAAGAAAAUAUUAUCACUGGGAAAGACUACAAAUGGAGAACACAGACAUUUUACUGCAAUUCAACAGAUAGAAGCUCUUUCUGAAGAAGUUAUGCAACAAAUUCAAGAACUUACAGUAGCCAAUAAUUCUUCAUCUCAUAACAUUGGCAAUGAAUGUGAUGGAAAUGGGAAAUCAAUAGUUGAACAAGAUGGCUCUCUGAAUGAAUAUUCUUCACUAAGGAACUUAAAAAAUCAAUCUGAAGGAAACACUCCUGAAGUACGUUUCAAAUUAGAUGAAGAACAACAAAGAAAAGAUUUAUCAGAUCGAUGUGUUAUUAAUUCAGAAUUAGUUAAUGAAAAAACAGAUAGAAGAAAUACGAUGAAAGAAGUUUCAAUUAACAGCAUGAGAGAAAGAAGAGGAGGAAGACAAAAUGUUGCAAUGCAGGCGAUAUUACAGCAACGUGCUGCACAAAAUUCAACUAUAUCAAAUAGAAGAUCUGACAUGAUAAAAGAUCAUAAUGUGGCUCCUGUAUCUGUUCAGCAUGAUCCUCAGUCUUUUGAUUUGAGAAUGGUUGCAGCUUUGAGACAGUCUUCUAGAUCUCAACCUACUAGUACUCAUGUAGAUGGAGUGCCUGUCCUUGGACCACAAUUACUGAGAUCAGCUCAAGAUGGAAAUUGCUUAAAUUCUCCAUCUAUACAAGAAGGUUCUACUUCAGCCCAUCAUCACAUAUCCACUGAUAUAUAUAAUCAGAUACAACAACAAUCAGUAACUUCUAAAGUGACUCAUCAGAAUGAUCAUAGUGAAAAUAAUCCUUGGAUGCAAGCAUAUAAUGUGCAUCAGUAAGUAAAUAUUAAAAUAAUCAUAGUUUUGGAUUACUUUCUAAUAUAUUACUAUAAUUUUGUGUGGAUAGUCUGUAGUGGCAUAUACCUCACACAAAAUUAUUAGAAUGAAAAUAAAUCCUUUGCAUAAUUUACACCAUUGUACACCUUGUGCUUCCAGAGUUGUAAUUGUAAGCAUGACACCAGUAUGCAGUUUAGAAGAUACCAUCUCAAACAAUGAAAUAUUGAUUUUUUGUUUUAUUUCUGUUAGUAGUUUACUGUAGAUGUAAUUAUAAAAUAAGGAGAAAGAAACUCCUAAACUUUGUAUUGAAAAUAUGAAAUGGUACCAAAUGACAAAAGUUGCUAAUUGCGUCAUUUUAUUUCUGUUUUAUUUAUCACUAGCUAACCCAGUGCUUCGCCCGCACAGAUUUUGCAAUUUGAUAGAAAUAACCCUCUCUUGAAAAAUCAUCCCAGUGAUUCAUCACAUAAGCCACUAUUUCUGUGCAUACUUCUUUGGCCAUCACUUGAAUGUCAUAUAAAACAAAGGAUAUUACUCUAAAGAGGCAAGCUCCAUCAUGUAUAAUUGGAAUGAUGGUAUGGGGCAUCAUAACACCAUUUAUAUUCAGUUUUUCAACAACCAUAGUAAUUAUUUAAUUUAUAACAACGUUAUAUAACACAUACCCCUUAUUGCUGAGAAUCAUUUUACUGCUUCAAAGGAACAUUUUCAAUCUGAUCAAUUAUCUGGAACAUUUACAAUCAUUCUAUAAUCAAACCAAUAUACAAUAACAAAUUUGAAUUUAAAUUAAAACAGUUUGAACAUUUGGUUAAAAAAUCAUAAAACGUAAAUAUUGUAUGUUUGGAAAUUAAGUUAUCACCACGGAAACAAAAAAUUACAUCUAAAAUAGUACAAUAGAAGCCAUUCUUCAGGUUAAAGCCUUAAUUUUCUACCUCUCCCCUCGGGGGAAUUUUGAUAUAAAAGCAUGCACAUAUUUGAAUGCAACGUUGUGUCAAAAUUUCAAAGCAAUCUGUGAAGAACUUUUAGAAAUUUAAGAUUUUGAACAAACG
This is a messenger RNA of Centruroides sculpturatus (bark scorpion), 3468 nucleotides long. RefSeq names its product protein SMG7-like. Gene Ontology annotation, cellular component: telomerase holoenzyme complex. Gene Ontology annotation, biological process: nuclear-transcribed mRNA catabolic process, nonsense-mediated decay. The record is from RefSeq and is a predicted model, not a curated record. Lineage: Eukaryota; Metazoa; Arthropoda; Arachnida; Scorpiones; Buthidae. Gene Ontology annotation, molecular function: protein binding; telomerase RNA binding; telomeric repeat DNA binding. The transcript is spliced from 20 exons.